AUGUAUACCAGCGGCAGCCCGAAUGCUAAUGGGAAGUCCCCACAAAACGAAGCGUCAAUCGUCAAUGAUACGACUCUUCAAGCCGAUCUUACUUUUCUCUCUUCGUUACUAUCUAAAGAGGGCAAAGAUGACAAUGCAGACGUAGAUGUUGUCGCCCUCUUACGACAGCUUGAGACAGCCGAUGGCGUUGCGCAGGGUGUUGAAAGUCGUAUUGAUGGGAUAUUGGGGAGCUUGGACGCACUGCUGGAUUCUUUACAACCUGAUAGCGCGGAAGGUCAAUCAGUCACAGGUGACGCCAAGGAGCAGGAUGGCGCGAAGGGAGAAUGA
Heterobasidion irregulare TC 32-1 is the source of this 327-nucleotide messenger RNA. RefSeq lists its product as uncharacterized. The transcript has a single exon. NCBI's taxonomy places the organism in Eukaryota, Fungi, Basidiomycota, Agaricomycetes, Russulales, Bondarzewiaceae. The record is from RefSeq and is a predicted model, not a curated record. Bases 1 to 327 code for a protein of 108 amino acids.